Messenger RNA from Drosophila busckii, 2737 nucleotides. RefSeq lists its product as uncharacterized. Lineage: Eukaryota; Metazoa; Arthropoda; Insecta; Diptera; Drosophilidae. Bases 1 to 2730 code for a protein of 909 amino acids. The record is from RefSeq and is a predicted model, not a curated record. The transcript has 9 exons.
AUGAAUUUUGUUACUGCAAUUUUCGGUGGAGCUUCUGUGCGAUUUACUGCAGAGGAAUAUGCCGAAAAGUUUCUAGAAGCAGUUGUGGCAGAUCCAGAGAAUUGGCUGUACCAAGAGGCGCAUCAUUUUGUGGGCGAAUGCUUUGCAGCAUUGGGCUUGACAUUCAAUGUGAGCUUGGAAGCGUUUAGCCAAUCCCAAGAUCAGCCGUACCACAUUGAUAAUGUCAACUAUAUCUUCGAUGCUGAUCCUUUUGUGCUUGAGGGCGUAGAGGCGUUUCUAAGAGAGCUGCCUGCAGUGUUGGCGGAGUAUGGACGCACUUUAGCAGCUAAUGAACCAAGCUCUGACUCUCUAAAGGAGCUGUAUGAUAAGACGCAACCAUUGCCCUGCUAUUUUCGGGUUGUUAGCAUUUGGAUAGAAGUGGUGCACGCCAUUACGAGUAAAUUGCCCGAUGCUGUUGUAAAGUAUAUCUGCGAGCCGGUUGCACGUCUCUCAUUCAGCAUACUGCGCGGUUUAGUGCAACUACUCCCUGAUUAUGUCGAGCAGUUCCCUCAGCUUAAGGGAAUUUGCCUAUCGCUGACUGUCGCCGCGCGCUAUGGCAUUUUCUAUGAAGCCACAUGCAAGUUUAUGCUGCCAUGCAUCCUGGAAAUUUUCAAAGAGCACAAUAAGCUGUUCUGUGGCGUAGAUUGCGCCUUGUCCUUCAUCUACCAUGUCUGCAAUGUUGAGAUGCCGCACAAAAUGUGGUAUAUCGAGGUAUAUAAGUUCUUGGAAACUAUGAUGGAAAAGUUUGCCAGGGAACAGCAACGCGACUCCAACGGUCAUCUUUAUCUGCGUCUGUUCACCAACGAUCUGAUAACUACCAAAUAUCUGGCCAUACCAUUUGAUGCACUCAAAAUACGCAACCACAAUGCUCUGUUGUUGGCAACACUGCAUUAUUUGCACACGCUCCAGCGUCAUAUUGUCAGCGCCGAGGUGUUUCCAGGACGUUUUCUGAUGCAAAUAUUACAAGUGCUGAUAUUUUCACCGCGUGCCUCCGAUCCCGUUUGCAAACUGGCCGCAAAACUCUAUAUUACGCUGGCCCAACGUCAAUAUCAGGAGACGGAAAUAUUUGUGCAUAUUCUAGAGACCUUUUACAAGUCGGUGCACGGCACAAACAAAUGCUCUACCUAUGAACUGCUCAUGUCCAACUUAAGUCGCUAUCUAACUAAAUUGUUGCCGCAAUUUGGCCCAUUGGGUAAAUUUAAAUUCUAUACUCAAGUCCUACAAUCGCAAAACAUUCGGGAUGAGAUGGGCAUUGUGAUUAUUCAAGCAAUAUGUGCGCUUUUCCAACACUACACAAUGGAGUAUGCCUCCUCAGAGGCUGCUAAGCGUGAGAUUCGCCAGCUACUACGGGACUGGCCAAAGCUCGUUGAUCUGACCGCCAAUCAACCUAGAAAUAGAACAGUGCUUCUUAGCCUAUACAGCGCCGUGGAUUUUAAUGCAGUAUCUGAAAACGACUUGCAGCUUCUCAUCGACCUGGAGAACUUUUGUGUACACAUCUUCCUUGAUGACAAGACACUCAGCGGCGUAGAGUAUUUGGCACUCUUUUCAAACAUUUGCCGCUCUGUGGAUGUCACAGGCAAUGAGCAGAUACUGCUUGAUACUGCGCAGAGUUUACAAUAUGAAUACAUUGAAAUAUCCAUGGAGAUAAUCAAUUUCGAGCAGCCAAGCCCACAGCAUAAACUUGAGGCGUAUGCACACUUUCAAUAUGGGUACGAAUGCUUGGCGUUUAUGCUAGCGCUUUUGUUUCGUGAACGACAGCAACUGCCCAAUGUUAAUGAGCACAACGCAAAGCUGAAGGACUUGUCUCAGGAAUUGUAUCCCAUCUGCGUGCUCAAGCUGUCCAAUACGGUGGAUGACAUGCCACAGACCAGUAGCCUGUUUUGUGCCAUAACCAUUUUGCUAAUGGGUCUGCCACAUUGCAUUGAGCUGGAUGAGCCAACCUAUGAUGCACUGCAAAAUCAGCUAAUCAUAAUGUCUGUUGGUACGCAUAUAGGCAAUUUACAACGCAACUGCAUGCUAGAGAUGUUUGUGCAUUUUAGCCAGUUGCAUGCCUCCCUUAUUCCUCUGCCUCACAAACGACUAUGGAGAAUGCUUCUGCUGUUUAAGAUGCCACCCAUGCAACGUGAACUGAGCCGUUUUAUUGGCGUGCUUAUCGAGCAUCGUGUUGAGCUUUAUGUCCACUGUCUUGCCGUUAUCCACCUAAAGGUCUUCAAUGACAGCACGCCCACAAAUCGUGUGGCUGUUGUUUUGCGAGGGUAUCUGCAGCCGAUUGAUCAGCAUGCCAGCCUCAAGGAUGCAUGGCUGCUGCGCGUUCUCAUUUUUAAGAAAUCUCUCUCAGUCAUGGUCAGAAAUCUAAAAGCGCGACGCAUGGAUUCAGCCGCACAGCGUCAACGUAAUUUACGACCCCUGGUACACUUCAUGCCAUUAGUAGAAAGGCUGUGCCUAGAAGAGUGUCACUUUAAGAAUAUCGCUGACUUGCUCCGUAAGCUUAAAUCAGAUUGCUUUGCGGCUGUAGAUGCAAAAGAGCUGGACAAGUUCAUAACGCAUAUAAGUAGACAUAAAUACCGCUGCGAAGAUGAACAGGCUGAGACGGCAACUGAUAAGACUGUGCUGCAACCUCAGCCUGCAGGACCUCUCAAUUUGUGGCAGACUCUAGCUUUUACUGAUAACAACGAGAACGCUCAAGUAUAGAAGUAUC